AUGGUGAUUUCUCUAAAACCACCUUCUCUUCCUCGAAGAACGAGAGAGUCUUCUCUCUUCCUCAACCGGUUCGUCACUCGUCCAGCGGUUUUCUCUCCGGUUAAUUUAAACCGGAAGUCUCGUCCUUCUUUGGGUUUCCGCUCGCGAACCAUUGUUCGGUCGGUUCUGGCGACGGCGAAUCCGGAGCCUCCGGUGAGAUUGGUUGCUCUCGUAGGGAAAGGAGAAGUAAGCCCACUCAAAUCCACCUCUUGGGUCGAAGUUAUGCUCCACACUGCAACAAGACUGAAAUGGGUUGAUGAAGGAUACGAAAUGCUCGUCUUUGAUGAUGAAAUUUUAUGUUCAAAUGGUCAGAGAGUUACGAAUCUGAAACAAGAACUGAAUCAGACUGAUAUCUUGGUUGUAGUUGCUAUUAGUAAUCCAGAAUCUGUGAAUUGGAUUCAGAGAAAUAGUAAAAGCAUCAAGAACAUUAUUUGCUUUGAGUCUUCUCCUGAUUUGAUGAAUAGGCUUGGAGGGGUUGAUUUUGGAAUUGGGAAGAAAGAUAAAGAAGCAAUUGAGGUUGUGAAGACAGUUGGAGAUGCUUGGGAACGUCGUAACUCUGAUGAUAUAAGGUUUUGUUUGCUUGUGAUCAUCAAUGCUUACAUUAGACCAGUUCCUGUGUUGCAAAACUUGAGGUCGAAAGGGUUUUCGACACUUGGUUGUAUGGUGAAGAACUGUGGACCUCAGAUUUUGAACUGUCUCUUGGAUCCGAAUUGUCGAAAAGCUCUUCAGUGUUUGAACCAAUGUAGUCCUGUGGAUCAGGUGUGUAGUUACAGAUGCAUUGCUUCUUAUGAGAGUCCACACUUUGAAGCGUUCUCUCUUUGUGUACUACAGAAACACAAUUGUCUUGAACUGGAUGCAAAGAUUCCUGAGAAGCCUUAUGUUCCUCCCAUGACGAGUUUCCGAGGGAAGGAGUUAUGUCAUGAGAUGGCAGAAGAUUUGUUUGUUGGAUGGUUAGGGGACUUGGAUUGGAGUUGGCGUGUUGUGGCAGGACAAAACCCAGCUUAUGAUCAGUUUCCAUGUCAGUACCAGCUUUUCUACAGAGGUAAAGGGAAGUCAUCGUUUUGGUAUGAACCUGUGUUUCAGGUGAGGACGCUUGAAGGAAAGUUGGUGUGGAGAAGGAGAAGAUACUCGGUUAAGAGAGGAAAGAUUCCUGCAACGUUCCGAUUCAGUGUAUUGGACAAUGGUGUAGUGUCAAACGAGUUUUGGACUAUUGUAGAUGUCUCUGAUGAUUUAAGUUGGGGACUGUUUCAUUACAAUGGAGCGGCUCGUGUUGCGGGACAGUCUUACACGGGGGCUGUGCUUGUGACACCAGAUGGUUCGUACCCAGUAGAGAUGGAGAGGGAGAGAUUGCAAUCUGCAUUGGAGAAAUGUGGGAUUAAGGAGUGGGAACUCUUUGCUGUUGAUAACUGUUCUUGCGAAAAUCCGCCGUUGGGGAUUCCACAAGGUUCUAGACUACAUUCACCAUCAUGGAACCAGAUGCGGUUCAUCGCAUAG
This is a messenger RNA of Arabis nemorensis, 1533 nucleotides long. Lineage: Eukaryota; Viridiplantae; Streptophyta; Magnoliopsida; Brassicales; Brassicaceae. The record is from the annotation of a GenBank genome assembly.